Hyposmocoma kahamanoa is the source of this 1944-nucleotide messenger RNA. Its product is annotated as apolipophorins-like. NCBI's taxonomy places the organism in Eukaryota, Metazoa, Arthropoda, Insecta, Lepidoptera, Cosmopterigidae. The record is from RefSeq and is a predicted model, not a curated record. The annotation marks the transcript as partial. The transcript is spliced from 10 exons.
GUGUGCUACAUCGAAGCGUCCGGGUUCUACCUCGGCAAGCUGCGCGGUCUUCUCGGCGACGGCAACAACGAGCCCUACGACGACUUCAGGAUGCCCAACGGAAAGAUCGCCACCUCGGAGGCCGAGUUCGGGCACUCGUUCCGCCUGGCGAGCAGCUGCGCGCAGCCCAAGACGCCGGCGCACGCGCACGCGCACGGCGCGCUGCCCGCCGCCUGCGAGGAGGUGUUCGGGAAGGCGUCGCCGCUGCGGCCGCUGGCGCUGGUGCUGGACGCCGAGCCCUUCAAACAAGCCUGCUCGCAUGCUGUCGCCGGAGAUUCGGCCAACGCCCUCCGCCAAGCGUGCGACAUUGGCAGCGGGUACGCCGCCCUCGCCGUCUCCGGUCUGUUGCCCGCCGUCAUGCCUGCCGUGUGCGUGCAGUGCACCGACGCCGACCAGCCCAAGAAGGUCGGAGAGAGCUACGAGCUGAAGGUCCCCAACAAGCAGGCUGAUAUUAUAGUUGCUGUUGAAACGACUGUGCCCAACAAGAAGAACUACAAAGAUCUGGUGAUCCCUCUGGUCUCCCAACUGGUGGAUGCCCUUAAGAGCAAGCACAUCACCGAUAUCAAAGUGUACCUCGUCGGCAUCACUUCCAAAUUCCCAUACCCCAUCGUCUAUGACACUGACAUAAAACUGAAGAAUCCUAAGGUAAAUUUCGAUGACGAGAGCCGAUACAACCAUAUCCCCACAGUAACGACUGGCUUUGAGAAGUUCGACAGUACGGAAAAAUACAUCAUUGAGACCAUCAACGACUUGAGGAUCACUUUUGGUUUAACGAAUAUGGUAGCCGGGUACAGGUCGCUUAUGGACCUGCCGUUGAGGCCGGACGCAGUGCAGCACACCAUCAACGUUGUUGGCGAACAGUGCAAGAGGGCUUGCUCUAUUGUUGAAAUUGUACGCACGCUGGCGUACGCGGCCACCUUCAGCACGAUGCCAUACUCGCACACCCUGGUCACCGUCAGCCCGAUCACCAAGAUUGGCGGCGGCAAGAGUCCCGCUCAGGUUGUCGGCUACACGGACGAUUCGGUGCUCCUGUUGGGUGACAAGGUCGCCUCAAAGGGCUCAGAUAACCUUAGAGACUCGCUUGAGAAAGAUGAACAAGACCCUUGCAUCAACUUCAUUGAAGGAACUGAUGGCUUAGUCCUGGCAGGUGCAAACUAUCAUACCCUGAACCCCGGUCAGCAGAAGCAGUUCCUUCAAACGGCAGUGAGCACGAUCACCAACAAGAUGUUAGGUUCGAAUCUGACUCGAAAGUGCGUCUGCGGUUACGUCGACCCCUUCCGUGUACGCUCCAUUUGCGUCAAUGAGGACAAGGCGGCUGCAGGCAGAAGAAAGUAAGCAGAUCACCACCGAGAUCCAAAUCUGUGAUCAAGAAGUCGAGCGUACCGAUCUAAACCAAAAAAUAUUCUUAAUUUUAUAAUCUUUAACUAAUACCUUAGGAGCGAGCGAGGCGCAAAUACAGAAACACUAUUUAUUUAAUAAAUUAUCCACUAUAAAUUGAUAAAUCCUUUAAUGUCAUUUAAAUAGUAAUUAUUUACUAUAAGCUUCUUGCACAAUAAGUAAAAUUAUUUUUCUAAAAUUUACGCUACAAUGUAUGGCUAGUUAGUAACGUUUCAAAUUUGUCUAUUCUUCGAAAAUAUCUUGAUCUUAUUGUCAAGCUAUUUUCGAAUUUUUAAAGAGAUAACAAACUGACAACCACAAAUGUCACUUUCAAUAGCCGCAAAAACCUAUUCGUCAGUUUAUCUCAUCGUAGUACUUCCAACUCAUUGGCGUAAUAGCCGCGUAAUACAACGGAGUCAUAUCUACAUAAAACUUCGCAUGAAAGAUAACCAUGCCAUGUUAAUUGUAUAGACCAAACACAUCAUGGUUCAAUUCUCAACAAACUCACUGAAAGCAUCAAGCAUCAGU